AUGUUCAGUGCCGGGCACCGCGAUCCUUUGGUUUCACCUCUCUUCCCUCUCCAGGUGGUCGAGGCUUACAAGCAGGGCCUGAGGCCAGCCCUGGGCUAUGAGCUCAAUCCCUGGCUGCUGUGUCUCGCCAACUACCGUGCCUGGAGGGCCGGGUACCACGGGAAGGUCUCCUUCUUGAAGGAAGAUCUCUGGAAGGUGGAUCUUUCUGACUGCAGCAAUGUGAUCGUGUUCCUGGCCCCCAGCGUGAAACCUCCCUUGGCCACGAAGCUCCUGGCAGAACUCCCCGACGGGGCCCGGGUGGUGUCUGGACGCUUCCCCUUCCCGUCCUGGACUCCCAGCAGCACCCUGGGGCAGGGGCUGGAGCAGGUCUGGGCCUAUGACAUGAAGGAGGUGCGUCGAGCAGCGCAGAGCAGCGCCCAGGGGAGCCCAGUCUGACAGCAGCCUUGUUAAGCUCAGUCUAACACCAGCCUCGUUAAGCUCAGUCUAACACCAGCCUCAUUAAGCCUGGCAUUAAGGGUCAGAGCCUCUCCAGCCCUAGGCUCAGCUCAGGACAGCAGUGCUUGGCCAGGAUUUGUCCUGGGGACUUGCAGGGUGGCAGUCACUCAGUUUUCCAAAGAGUUUGGGAGAAGCAAGGGAGGAGAAAAUCAGACCUAGAAAUCCUGGGAUUAACACAAGAUUUAAGGACUAAAGCUCCAGUGCCUCUGUAUGUUUACUACUUUAUUUAAUUUUUCAAAAUAAAUAUUUAGUUGGUUGUUC
This is a messenger RNA of Manacus vitellinus (golden-collared manakin), 756 nucleotides long. It is a transcript of the gene ANTKMT, whose product is annotated as adenine nucleotide translocase lysine methyltransferase. The transcript has 4 exons. The record is from RefSeq and is a predicted model, not a curated record. NCBI's taxonomy places the organism in Eukaryota, Metazoa, Chordata, Aves, Passeriformes, Pipridae. Bases 1 to 435 code for a protein of 144 amino acids. Gene Ontology annotation, molecular function: protein-lysine N-methyltransferase activity. Gene Ontology annotation, cellular component: mitochondrion. Gene Ontology annotation, biological process: positive regulation of proton-transporting ATP synthase activity, rotational mechanism; regulation of mitochondrial ATP synthesis coupled proton transport; peptidyl-lysine trimethylation.